AUGGCUGCUCCCCAGGCCAAACCGGCUACUAGCCAUGUCGAGGGCCCAGAGGCCCUCGACCUGGACCCAAAGGCCGUCACUACAGACCUCAUCCACACGGUGCGCGUCCCUUUAACAGAGGAUGACAAUAAGGCCAUCCGCCGCAAGACGGACAAGCGCAUCCUCACCAUCCUGAUCUGGGUCUACUUUCUCCAGAUCCUUGACAAGACCGUGCUCGGCUACGGCGCCACAUUUGGCCUCAAGCAAGACGCACAUUUGACCGGCAACCAGUACUCCCUAGUCGGCUCUAUCGCCCCUAUCGCCCAGUUGGCCUGGCAGCCCUUCUCGUCGUUCCUGAUCGUGAAAGUGCCCCAUCGUAUCUUGAUGCCUGCUCUGGUCUUUGGUUGGGGCGUUGCGCAGGCGUGCAUGGCUGCCUGCCACAGCUUCGGCGGGCUGAUGGCGACCCGGUUCCUGCUCGGCCUGUUCGAGGCCGGAUGCCUGCCGCUGUUCAGUAUCAUCACGAGCCGCUGGUACCGUCGUGCUGAGCAACCGCUUCGAGUUGCGGCAUGGUACAGCACGAAUGGAGUCGCGACAACGGUUGCGGCGGCGCUCUCAUUUGGACUAGGUCAUAUCAGGUCGGAUGUGCUUGCUGAGUGGCAGAUUAUCUUCCUUUUUGUCGGCCUGGUUACUGUCCUCUCCGCCCCAUUUAUCUACGUCUUCCUAGACAACGACAUACCAUCCGCACGCUUCCUCAAUGAGACUGAGAAGCUCCAGGCCAUGGAGCGGCUCCGCGCCAACCAAACCGGCACCGGCUCUCGCGAGUUCAAGAUGCACCAGGUCGUCGAAGCAGGGCUCGAACUCAAGACUUACCUCUGGGUCGCCAUGGCGCUCUUGCUCAACAUCGGUGCGGGUGUCACCAACGUCUUUGGUCCAUUGAUCCUCAGCGGGCUGGGUUUCGACAAAUACAAGACCACGCUGCUGAAUAUGCCAUUCGGCGCGUUUCAAUGGAUAUUCAUCCUGCUGGCCAGCUAUCUCGCACAGAAAGCGCGGCUAAAAAGCGUUGUUCUUGCGCUGUUUAUGCUCCCCGUUGUCGCAGGACUUGGAGUUCUCUACGCCGUGCCACGCGAUGACUCGGCACAGGGAGCCCUCAUGGCAGGGUACUACCUGCUUGCCUUCCUCUUCGGCGGGAACCCGAUCAUCAUUGCGUGGGUUGUGGGAAACACCGCCGGUAUGACCAAGCAAAGUAUAGUCACGAGUCUAUACCAGGCUGCCUCGGCUGGUGGAAACAUCGUGGGUCCGCUGCUCUUCAACGACAAGGACUCGCCAGAGUAUCUCCCGGGCCUGCAGGCCUGUUUAGGUAUCUUUUCGGCCUUGGUUGCUGUCGUAGGAAUGCAGUGGCUGCUGCUGUUCUGGAUGAAUAAAGGCCAGGAACGGCGGCGUCUGGCAAAUGGGAAGCCCGCAAAAAUGGUGGACCGCUCGAUGCAUGGGAACUUUCACCAGGCGGAUUCGGAUGAGAGCGCGGUGGGUGCGGGUGAGGAUGGUCAGGACCAGCAGACUGGGAAUAAUGCGUUCUUGGAUUUGACAGACCGGGAGAACGAUGAGUUUGUGUAUAUUUACUAA
Aspergillus nidulans FGSC A4 is the source of this 1599-nucleotide messenger RNA. RefSeq names its product putative MFS transporter. Gene Ontology annotation, cellular component: membrane. Gene Ontology annotation, biological process: transmembrane transport. Gene Ontology annotation, molecular function: transmembrane transporter activity. The record is from RefSeq and is a predicted model, not a curated record. Lineage: Eukaryota; Fungi; Ascomycota; Eurotiomycetes; Eurotiales; Aspergillaceae. The coding region runs from base 1 to 1599 and encodes 532 amino acids. The transcript has 2 exons.